This is a messenger RNA of Cinclus cinclus, 7636 nucleotides long. It is a transcript of the gene MADD, whose product is annotated as MAP kinase activating death domain. Gene Ontology annotation, molecular function: guanyl-nucleotide exchange factor activity. The coding region runs from base 209 to 5248 and encodes 1679 amino acids. The transcript is spliced from 36 exons. NCBI's taxonomy places the organism in Eukaryota, Metazoa, Chordata, Aves, Passeriformes, Cinclidae. Gene Ontology annotation, cellular component: cytosol. The record is from RefSeq and is a predicted model, not a curated record. Gene Ontology annotation, biological process: regulation of apoptotic process; regulation of Rab protein signal transduction.
GCGGCGGCGGCGGCGCAGGUGAGCGGGGCGGCCCGGCCGGGCGGAGCCCAGUGCCCGGUGCCGCGGGCGGCCGGCCGGAUUGGACUUGGCAAACAGCUCCAAGCAGAUUCUGUUCCCCAAGGCAGCUAUCACAGCUGAUGGGAUAACUGACCACUGGAUCAAUGAACAGAAAUUCCUUGAGAUGACAUAGUGAGGGGCAUCAAGGACAAUGGUGCAGAAAAAGAAAAUCUGCUCUCGGCUACUUGACUAUCUUGUGAUCAUUGGAGCCAGGCACCCAAGCAGUGAUAGUGUUGCUCAGACUCCUGAGCUGCUGCGGCGUUACCCUCUGGAGGACCACGCAGACUUUCCUCUCCCGCCCGACGUUGUGUUCUUCUGCCAGCCAGAAGGAUGUCUGAGCGUGCGGCAAAAGCGCAUGAGCUUCCGUGAUGACACUUCCUUCGUCUUCACCCUCACAGACAAGGAUACAGGGGUCACUCGCUAUGGAAUCUGCGUCAACUUCUACCGCUCCUUCCAGAAGCGAGUACCCAAGGAGAAGGGAGAAGGCACGGGGGGACAUCGAGCUCGAGAGGGACAGAAGGUCCCCAAGUCUGGGGAUGCAUCAGCACCCCCAGAGGAAGUGGGCACUGAGAGUUCAGAGAGUGGUUCUUCGCUGCAGGCUCCCAGUGCAGAGUCUACCCCUGACGUGAACCGAUCCCCGCGCAGCAAGCGCCUGGCCAAAGGCAGCCAUCGCUCUCGGAACAGCACUCUGACUUCUCUGUGCAUCCUUAGUCAUUAUCCCUUCUUUUCCACCUUCCGUGAGUGUCUGUACACCCUCAAGAGACUUGUGGACUGCUGUAGUGAGAGACUGUUGGGCAAGAAGCUGGGGAUUCCGCGUGGGGUGCAGAGGGAUACAAUGUGGCGGAUUUUCACGGGCUCCCUCCUGGUGGAAGAGAAGUCUAGUGUGCUGCUCCAUGACUUGCGGGAGAUCGAGGCUUGGAUAUACCGGCUGCUCCGCUCCCCGAUGCCCAUUGCUGGGCAGAAGCGGGUGGAUGUGGAAGUCCUGCCACACGAGUUGCAGCCAGCUUUGACCUUUGCUCUUCCUGAUCCAUCCCGCUUCACUUUGGUGGAUUUUCCAUUACAUCUGCCUCUGGAGUUAUUGGGAGUGGAUGCCUGCCUGCAAGUUCUGACCUGCAUCCUUCUGGAGCACAAGGUUGUAUUGCAGUCCCGAGAUUACAAUGCACUUUCAAUGUCUGUGAUGGCCUUUGUGGCCAUGAUCUACCCAUUAGAGUACAUGUUCCCAGUGAUCCCUCUGCUUCCCACCUGCAUGGCCUCUGCAGAACAGUUGCUUCUAGCCCCUACACCUUACAUCAUUGGUGUUCCAGCAAGUUUCUUCCUUUACAAACUGGAUUUUAAAAUGCCUGAUGAUGUAUGGCUUAUUGACCUGGAUACCAAUAGGGUGAUUGUUCCCACAAAUGCAGAAUCUUUGCCAGCACUGCCAGAACCAGAAGCUUCAGAGUUGAAAAAGCAUCUGAAACAGUGUCUGGUUAGCAUGACUGCAAUCACUCAGAAACAGCUGCUCACUCCUGACAACAAGGCCCUGGCCAGCAUGAGCCUGAAUACUCAGCCCAUUCUUAAUCUAGAGAAGUUUCAUGAUGGGCAGGAGGUGCCUCUGCUGCUGGGAAGACCACAGAAUGAUUUGCAGUCUACUCCCUCCACAGAAUUCAACCCUUUGAUCUAUGGAAAUGAUGUGGACUCUGUUGAUGUGGCUACCAGGGUUGCUAUGGUGAGAUUCUUCAACUCGCCAAAUGUUUUGCAAGGUUUCCAAAUGCAUACUCGGACUCUUCGUCUCUUCCCAAGACCAGUGGUAGCCUUCCAGGCAAAUUCUUUUCUUGCCUCUAGGCCAAAGCAAACGCCUUUUGCAGAUAAGCUUUCCAGAACACAGGCAGUAGAGUACUUUGGAGAAUGGUCACUCAACCCUACUAAUUAUGCUUUCCAAAGAAUUCAUAACAACAUGUUUGACCCAGCCCUAAUUGGUGACAAACCCAAGUGGUAUGCUCACCAGCUGCAGCCCAUCCACUAUCGAGUCUAUGACAGCAAUUCACAGCUGGCUGAAGCCCUGAAUGUCCCAGCAGAGAAGGAAACAGAUUCUGAUCCCACUGAUGACAGUGGCAGUGACAGCGUCGACUAUGACGAUUCAAGUUCCUCCUACUCCUCCCUUGGUGACUUUGUCAGUGAAAUGAUGAAAUGUGACAUUAAUGGUGAUACACCAAAUGUUGACCCUCUGACUCAUGCUGCCCUUGGUGAUGCUAGUGAAGUGGAAUUUGAUGAUUUUCAAGAAUAUUCAGGGGAUCCCGAUGAACAGAUCAUGGACAGUGAGAACUCCCAAGAGAAUAACCAGCCUCGUUCAAGUUCCAGUACUACAGCCAGUAGCAGCCCCAGCACUGUCAUCCAUGGAGUGAAUCAUUUGUAUGUAACGCAAAUUAGCGAACAGACCAAUGAUUUGACUGGUCCACAGGAGGCAGCAGACUCAGCAGAAAUAGAAGAGAAACUGGCUGCUGGAUUUUCAAACCAUCUCUCUUCCUUGCCACUGCAACCAAGCUUUCCCAAGAUAAGCUUGGAUCGUCGCGAGAGUGACAUUGCAGCUGGCAGCAUGAGCUCCUCAGAAGGGGUGGUGAGGAAGCGAGAGUAUGACAAUCCAUACUUUGAACCACAGUAUGGUUUUCCUACGGAGGAUGAAGAUGAUGAGCAGGAAGAGAGCUACACCCCAAGAUUUAACCAGAAUCUCAACGGAAGCAGGUCUCAGAAGUUACUCCGGCCAAACAGUUUAAAACUGGCCAGUGAUUCUGAUGCAGAUUCAGAUUCCAGGGCCAGCUCCCCAAACUCUACUGUCUCCAACAACAGCAGCGAAGGUUUUGGGGGCAUCAUGUCUUUUGCAAGCAGCCUGUACAGAAACCACAGCACAAGUUUCAGUCUGUCCAAUUUAGCCCUACCAACCAAAGUUGGGAGAGACAAGAAUACUCCCUUUCCCAGCCUGAAAGGAAACAGACGGGCCCUUGUUGAUCAGAAGUCUUCAGUCAUAAAGCACAGCCCAACAGUGAAAAGAGAAUCUCCAUCACCCCAGGGACGAACUAGCAAUUCCAGUGAGAACCAGCAGUUCCUGAAGGAGGUGGUACACAAUGUUCUUGAUGGGCAAGGUGUUGGCUGGCUGAACAUGAAGAGAGUCCGACGUCUUCUGGAGAGCGAGCAGCUCCGUGUGUUUGUACUGAGCAAGCUGAAUCGCACGAUCCAGUCGGAGGAGGAUGCUCGGCAGGAUGUCAUACAGGAUGUGGAGAUCAGUCGCAAGGUUUAUAAAGGCAUGCUGGACCUUCUGAAGUGCACUGUGUUAAGCCUGGAGCAGUCUUAUGCAAAUGCUGGCCUGGGAGGCAUGGCGAGUGUUUUUGGCCUGCUAGAGAUAGCACAUACUCACUACUAUAAUAAAGAACCAGAAAAGAGAAAACGAAGUCCUACAGAUGGAUCUGUCACUCCAGUUGGCAAGGAUCCUGCAUCAUCCCCAAGAGUGGAGCCAAAACCUGCGAUGCAGCUGCCGGUACCUCAGCUAAUGCCAAAGCCACCGAGCCCUGCAGGCAAAGGGCCAAGGGAGUUUGACACAAGAAGUCUAAAGGAAGAAAAUUUUAUUGCCUCCAUUGAAUUGUGGAACAAGCACCAGGAAGUGAAAAAGCAAAAAUCUUUGGAAAAAACGAGACCAGAUGGUGUUAAACAAUUUGAUUUGGGAGAAACAGAUGAGAAGAAAUCCCAAAUCAGUGCAGACAGUGGCCUCAGUCUGGCCUCAGGUUCUCAGAAGAGUGAUUUUGACUCUCUUCCCAGUGGAGGACCAACAGUUAUGGUCCGAAGUACAAGCCAGGAUUCUGAAGUCAGCACUGUGGUUAGUAACAGUUCUGGAGAGACAUUGGGAGCAGACAGUGACUUGAGUAGCAAUGCUGGUGAUGGCCCAAGUGUGGAAAAUGGUGGCAAUUUGGCAGGAUCCAGAGGCACUGUGUCAGACAGUGAAAUUGAGACAAACUCUGCUACUAGCUCUAUCUUUGCCAAGUCUCACAACCUGAAGCAGAGUGUGAAGGAUAGCAAAGGGACUACUCCAGGGAGAGGUCCAGAGGAUGGGAACCAGCGUGUCUAUCUGUAUGAAGGACUUUUGGGUAGGGAUAAAGGAUCUGUCUGGGACCAGUUAGAGGAUGCUGCAAUGGAAACCUUUUCUCUGAGCAAAGAGCGUUCAACUUUGUGGGACCAGAUGCAGUUCUGGGAAGAUGCUUUUUUGGAUGCUGUGAUGUUAGAGAGAGAAGGAAUGGGGAUGGACCAGGGACCUCAGGAGAUGAUUGACAGGUAUCUUUCCCUGGGAGAACACGAUCGAAAGCGUUUGGAGGAUGAUGAGGAUCGCUUGUUGGCUACACUGCUACAUAAUAUGAUUGCUUAUAUGCUUAUGAUAAAGGUGAACAAGAAUGAUAUUAGGAAAAAGGUACGUCGUCUAAUGGGAAAAUCACAUAUUGGAUUGGUGCACAGCCAGCAAAUAAAUGAUAUUCUAGACAAACUUGCCAAUCUGAAUGGACGGGAACUCCCUGUGAGACCCAGUGGCAGCCGCCACAUCAAGAAGCAGACCUUUGUAGUACAUGCUGGGACAGACACAACAGGAGACAUAUUUUUCAUGGAGGUAUGUGAUGAUUGUAUUGUGCUGAGAAGUAACAUUGGCACCGUGUAUGAACGUUGGUGGUAUGAGAAACUCAUCAACAUGACUUACUGUCCCAAAACAAAAGUGCUUUGCCUCUGGCGCAGGAAUGGUCAGGAGACACAACUGAACAAGUUCUACACAAAGAAGUGUCGGGAACUGUACUACUGUGUAAAAGACAGUAUGGAGCGAGCAGCAGCAAGGCAGCAAAGCAUUAAACCAGGCCCUGAGUUGGGUGGUGAAUUCCCUGUGCAGGAUAUGAAAACUGGUGAAGGAGGUCUUCUUCAGGUCACACUGGAAGGAAUUAACCUGAAAUUUAUGCACAGUCAGGUUUUCAUAGAGCUGAAUCACAUUAAAAAGUGCAAUACUGUGCGAGGAGUCUUUGUCCUGGAGGAAUUUGUUCCUGAAACUAAAGAAGUGGUGAGCCACAAGUACAAGACGCCAAUGGCUCAUGAGAUCUGCUACUCCGUGCUGUGUCUCUUCUCUUAUGUGGCUGCAAUUCGUGGAAAAGAGGCAGAAAACAAAAGCAAACCACCUCGACCAGUUUCCAGUUGAUCAUGAUACUUGGAGAUAUCUACCCUUUGGCACACUGAUAUGCAGUACUCCCAGUUUUACUGCAGUUACUGGAGCUCACUUUCUGUCUUUUAUGAGAACUUGAUUAUUUAUGUAUGACCCUGUAAGUCUUUCCCCAUAGAAAAACCUAAGCCUUCCCUGUUCAGUCUCCUUCUGAAUUCAUCCUUAGUGGAGUUUUUAAAUGAGCUUUUAAUCAGGCAGUUUUGAGCAUCUGCAUCCAGCUGUGAGUGACUUACUCUGGACGUUCCUUUGAAAUUCCUUUUUUUCUUAAAAUGACUAACAGCUUGAGUUUGGUUGUUUUUUGUUCUAGUGGUACUUGUUACAAUUUGAUCAUUUUACAACUGCAGGCUUCUGCUUUCAGAUUCUCUGGUAUGUGCACAGUGGAAGCAGCCUGGUCCUGUAUGUUGUUUCAGUGUUGUGUUUUUGUUGUUUUCCUUCUGUGUUGUUCAUUUUUAAUUACCAACACGGUGUUCCUGUCACAUAAUUCUACAGUCCCUUUUGGUAGAGAUGAAGAACAAUUUCACUGUCAUAGUCUUAAAAUAUCAUGUGACAGUUGAAGUUUGGUUAUUUAAUUGGCCCCUCUGUGGAGAUGACUGCUUCUCAAGUGACGAGAGAAACUUUGAAAGUAGUAUAAUGUAAAAAACGUCAACACUUCACGGGUUCUAUGGAUUUUCAAAUGGGUGUUUAGGUAACAUUUGCAGCUACCCCAGCAGUAGAGUUCACAGAUGCAAAUAAGUACUCCCUAAAGCAGUUAAUCACAGGGAUCAGAAAAUGAAUAAGGCAGUGUAAAACUUGGAAACAUUAUUGGCAGAAACACAGUACAGAAAUCUGCAGAACAUAUUCAGAAGCCCAGAGGAUUUUGCUGUCUCCAAAUUUUUUGAGAUCCUUUUUUUUUUUUUCAAUCUGUACCUGUAUAUGAAGGGAUCUUGAAAAUGUUGUGUUUAUGCAUAAAGAAACUCACGUAGUUAAAACUAUCCAUCACAUUCCUUAUUUUUAAUAGGCUGGGUAUGAAUGGUUUUUUCAUCCUGUUUUUGUUCUUGAACUGUACUGUACUUGUCUGGAAAGCUCUUAGGAUGCUGGAAGGUGAGACUAUCUAGAGAAAAUAAUGUUACAUGUAAAAUACCAGGAAAAAUUGCUCUGAAACAAACUGAUGUAUUGUGUGUUUUGACAUAGAAUUCUGACUAAAUGCACCCAAAAAUAACCCUGUUUUGGCUUGGUCAGGGUAUCUGCCAUUUAAAAUGGAAUAUACUAGUUUGGUUGAAGAUUAUGUAAAUACUAUAGUAUCACAUCUAUUUAUAGAAACUGUACAGCUCUCUGAAUGUGAAAAUAAAGUGUCAUUCAACCAGCAACUAGUUUUGAUCCUCCUGUGCUUUUCUAUCAUUUGUUUUUCUGAAACAAAUGUAAUUAUUUUCAAAAUACAUCACACACAUACCUGAAGUAGUGGAAAAGACUAAAUUGACUACAUAAAUUUCUUUCCAUAUAAGCAGCUUUAAAUAUUUUGGUGUUUCUUUUUCUUCUAACACAACAUCUGUGUCAUUAAUCUUUAAAAAGUGUUUGAAUAACAUGAAUAGGGAAAACAGACACAUCUGAAAUACAGAAAUUUCUUUUGCAUGCUUGUAAAUAGGAGUGGUACGUAAAUGAACUUUUAUGCUUUCCUAACAUUAAAACAAAACUUAAAUUGGCAAAUAAUGAAAUUAGCCUGGUUUGAAUUUACUUUCUUUCUUUUGUCUUAUGAGACCAUAAAUUUUCUUAUAGCAAUAUCUGAAUUUUUAGCAUUUGUAGUUUUCUGCGUACUACUGUAUUUCAAGGACAGUUAAGACUAAAAGCACUUUGGUCUACAAUAGAGGUUCCAUUUAUGCAAUGCUGGGUCCCAUUGUGGUGGACAAUUUCAAUUUUUACGUUAUAAUUAUGUUAGUAGGCCUAUGAACAUAAUCAGACUUACAGGGAGAAGAUUAUUAAAUGCAUAACAUCAUUUACUAUAUAGAGCUCCUUUUUAAAUUACAUAAGCUGCUGUCUGCUUCAGACUGAUGAGAAAUGCCAGUGCAGAAUAAAAUUUUAAAGGACCUGAUAAUAAAAAUUGCCCUCUAUUCCUUCUGACAGAUUUUUUUUUUUUUUUAAGUGCAAGUGUGGCUAAAUAUAGUCCUUGCUGUUUUGUGGUUGGGAUGAAUCAGUAACAAGCUCAGCAACUGCACUGGCACUGGGCUCCUGCUCUUUAGGUGAGACUUGGCUUCAAAACUGAAGACAUUUUUACAGUAUUUAAAAUCUUUUGCUUACUUGAUGUUGGGGGUGUAGCAUAUUCAUCUGACCUCAAGAUGUGCUGUGCAGUUUUCACCAUAAAAUGCCCAAUGCUGCUCUCUGGAUACCAAAUGC